Haemonchus placei is the source of this 1914-nucleotide messenger RNA. The record is from the annotation of a GenBank genome assembly. Lineage: Eukaryota; Metazoa; Nematoda; Chromadorea; Rhabditida; Trichostrongylidae.
AUGGCAAACGACGAUGAUGCCCCCCAACCUCCUCCACGGAAAUCGAGAUUAUCGAAAAUUGACAAGAAGCCCCCGAUCUCUGCUCCAUUCAAUUUCAGGCACGUCUGUCAUGUUGGCUCAGACUUCAGAUCGGAGGAUGUCAAGAGAGCCAUUUCGUCAAAGUCUUUAUUGGAAGAAAUCGACAGUCUCCCUGAGGCACCCCCUCCUCCGAGCCAAAACGAUGGUUAUGAGAAAGUCACGCCCAGACACUCACAGCGGUCUACCGAACUGGUGCCCGAUCCUCCGAUCAGGAGCGAAAGUUUGGAAAAAGUUACGCCAAGAUAUUCAGAGCAGUCUACCAAAUUGAAGCGCGCCCUUGCAAAGCCAGAUGACGGCAAUGGGAAAGCUCCGGAGAAGUCUUCACAGCCCAAGGCCGACUCGAAGCGCACCCUUGUAAAGCCAGAGGACGGCAAUGGCAAAGCUCCAGAAAGGUCUUCACAUUCUGAAGCCGACUCGAAGUUCACCCUCGCAACGCCAGAUGACGGCAAUAGCAAAGCUCCAGAGAGGCCUUCACAGCCUAAGGUCGACUCGAAGCCAGAUGACGGCAUUGGCAAAGCUCCAGAGAGGUCCUCACAGCCUGAGGUCGACUCGGUUUCCCAACGGCCACAGCAGUCGCUUCGUGCAAAAUCUCUCAACCUGGAUGAUGCUAUGCCUAAGGUUGACGUCUCCUGGUAUCAGAACGUCAAUUCAGCGAAAGGCACGAGUGAAACCCCGACUGAAAGCUGCGAGAGCAUUGAAUGGAAAGACACUUCCGAGAUGAGUGUGCGGACAACCAAGAAGACGAAACCCGCUCCUCCGCCACCGACAAGCGAUUCUCCGACGAAUUCCGAGACUAACGACGUCAGCAAUAACGAAGGAAACGUCAUGUGGAGACCUACGAUUCCUAAAAACCCUUCAAAGCCACCAGAAUCAAUCCACUUAAUCAAAACACCGGAGAAAAUACAGCAACCGUCCAUUUCUUCUUCAAUGGUACUUGAACGACCGGACGAUUUGGGCAACAUGAGUUCUCGUUUGAGCGACACAAUUCCUGUCCCGUCGUCGGUAUCAUCUGGAGCGAGUCCGGCCGUAGCACCCCAUUCAGAUAGCUCUCAGGCCCAACACACUAGGCACUGGAUUUCGGAAUUGCCCCCCGAAGAACAGAAGCGAAUCAGUGGAAUAUGGCAGGAAGCGACUGGCGAAACUGAGAUUCCAGAUGAUAGCAUAGCUGUCAGGAAGGCUAUAGCCAUGUUCGAAGCCCGUCUACAGAAGCGUGCGCCACCACCGCGUCCACCUCCACCUCGACGGCAUGCACCUCCACCACCCAUUAAAGUCAAAGUGGACCAAGACCAAGGACGAACUUCUUCGACCGAUACAACCGCUAAAAAUGGUCCCGAUGCAACCAGUCAAAACUCAUCUUCGAUGCCAGACAGUAAAAAUGAUAAAGUCAUCCGGGGCCAAGAUGCUGGAUCGCAUUCUGCUGCUAGCCCUUCUGAACAGGUUCAUGAUCGGCUUCCAACGCCUCUUCCGACAUCGUCACAACAGUUCCCUAUUCCGAAGCCAAGAAUGAAGUUACUCGGAAAGUUGGAGGAGGACCCAGAGAUCGCCGUCACAGAUGCCUCUCACACCUCUAACAUUGUACUACCAGAAUACUUUGUGGAGGAAUGCCUUUUGAGCCUAUCGUUGAAAAGCCCGAAAGGCGUUGAACAUGCCAGUUGUGAGGAGCUGAGAAGGGUCGCGACUACGGAAAAAGCUGAAGCCACUUACGUGUCACGUCAGACGACCAAGAUUACAGUCGAGAAUGUCCGGCUGGAAACUAGUAAAGCUUCCAAUGAGACUUCUCAAGCAGACAAGAAAGGGAACGAUACCGAGGAGAACGUUGUGAUAACUCGAUUUUGA